Molecule: messenger RNA, 2730 nt
Organism: Nerophis lumbriciformis (worm pipefish)
Lineage: Eukaryota; Metazoa; Chordata; Actinopteri; Syngnathiformes; Syngnathidae
Gene: gdpd2
Product: glycerophosphodiester phosphodiesterase domain containing 2
Biological process (GO): lipid metabolic process
Cellular component (GO): plasma membrane
Molecular function (GO): glycerophosphodiester phosphodiesterase activity
Source: RefSeq, a predicted model, not a curated record
GCAGAAGGAGAAGCCACGCUAGUGAGAAGAAGGAAAAAGUUGCAUCUUCAUGUCACAUACUGCACUUAUGGCCGGGACCCGGGGCUCCACUGGGGAAGAAGAGGAGAUGUCGGGGCUCACUGCGUGUUGCAGAGGCGCCUACAGCUGCCGCUGGAAGAAAAUGAGGAAAGGCGGCGACAGUAAAUGUGCAUGCUGUUGGUUCUCUGUGCUCACCUUCAUCACCCUCCUGACCGUCUCCUGGAUGUACAUUUGUCUGGUCGCACACAACGACCAAGAAGAUCUCAACUGGAAGGCCUUCAUGCAUCUGAAGUGGUGGGUCAACUGGUUCAUGGUGCUGACCAUCACGUCGGCGGUCUUGACCAGUUACUGUGUGCUGCUGCUGUUGUUUGCCCUGUUCCAAGUUGCCCUGAAAGAACCACUCGACUUACAUUGGCUUCAUAAGAUACUCCUUUUCUUGAGUUUGCUCUUCAUCUCCUUGGGAAUCGUCGGGAUAACCCUUCAGUGGAAACGAGAAUGGCCGACCGUUCUUCUCUCGCUGCAGGCUACUGCUCCUUUUUUGCAGUUUGGUGCUGUCGGAGGUUUGCUUCUGCUGAGUCCGUUCGUCUUCCAGAGAUUCCACAUGGCCAAAGCUAAAUACUCACAGUUCCUGAUGGCAGCAGCCUUUGCUGCAGUGUCGGCGCCCAUCCUCCUGUGUCCUUUGCUGGUCCACUCACCUUGUCUCAUAGACUACGGCAGCCUGCCCCCAAAACCCAAGCUGAUAGGCCACAGAGGUGCACCCAUGCUGGCCCCUGAGAACACCAUCAUAGCCUUCCAAAGGAGCGUCGCAUGCGGCGUGACGGCCUUCGAGACAGACGUGCAGAUGAGCAAGGACGGAGUUCCCUUCUUGAUGCACGACCAAGGCCCGGACUUUUUGAGGCGGACCACUGACGUGGAAGACAAGUUUCCGGGCCAACACAUCAAUUCUAGCAGACAGCUGACGUGGGAGCAGUUACAGAGCCUGAAUGCAGGUGAAUGGUUCCUGCAGACGGAUCCUUUCUUCUCACUGUCCCAGUUGUCUGCAGAGGACAGGGAAGAAGCCAGCAAUCAAACAAUACCUUCUUUAGUGCAACUCCUACACCUUGCUGAGCGCCACAACGUCUCCGUUUUAUUCGACCUGUACAGUUCUGGCCAGGGAUCCAAUGUAGUACAAACCAUCCUGAGCUCCAACGUGGAACCAAGCCUGGUCCUCUGGCUUCCUUCUGAUGGGAGACCCUACGCAAAGUCAAGGGCUCCAGGGUUCACCCAGGUCUACGACGAUGAAGGACACAUGCGUAACGGCGGGGGAGACCACCUCAAUCUGCACUACGGCAAGCUGAGCAUGUCAGAGAUUGGAGAGCUCCGCAGGCGAAAUAUCUCACUGAACCUGUGGGUGGUCAACCACUCCUGGCUCUUCUCGCUCCUGUGGUGUGCCGGGGCCAGCUCCGUCACCACCAACACCUGCCACCUGCUGGCGGACAUGGAGGGUCCCGACUGGGUCUUGCCUCCUGGGACGUACACCGCCAUGUGGAUCACAGUGGACGUGGUUUCUAUGGUGAUGAUGGUUCUAAUCUACUUCCUCAAGCGGAAACCUUGCUGCUGCCACAGAAACGAAAUGGCGACGGCGGAGGAUGAAUGUGCAUGUACGAGCCAGUCUGCCCCGCAACAGGAGGGUAGGAGAAAACAGAGCUUUUUGACUACAACGGCGGACGAGCGUAAGGCACUGUGGGCACAUUCAGACGGUAUGUGUACACUUUCCUCAACUGGUGAGGGCACAAGAUGGGCAAAUUCCAUACAGGUCAUUUGAAGGAAGUACAAACCCCGUUUCCAUAUGAGUUGGGAAAUUGUGUUAGAUGUAAAUAUAAACGGAAUACAAUGAUUUGCAAAUCCUUUUCAACCCAUAUUCAGUUGAAUAUGCUACAAAGACAACAUAUUUGAUGUUCAAACUCAUAAACUUUAUUUAUUUUUUUUGCAAAUAAUAAUUAACUUAGAAUUUCAUGGCUGCAACACGUGCCAAAGUAGUUGGGAAAGGGCAUGUUCACCACUGUGUUACAUGGCCUUUCCUUUAAACAACACCCAGUAAACGUUUGGGAACUGAGGAGACACAUUUUUUAAGCUUCUCAGGUGGAAUUCUUUCCCAUUCUUGCUUGAUGUACAGCUUAAGUUGUUCAACAGUCCGGGGGUCUCCGUUGUGGUAUUUUAGGCUUCAUAAUGCGCCGCAAACAUUUUUAAUGGGAGACAGGUCUGGACUACAGGCAGGCCAGUCUAGUACCCACACUCUUUUACUAUGAAGCCACAUUGAUGUAACACGUGGCUUGGCAUUGUCUUGCUGAAAUAAGCAGGGGCGUCCAUGGUAACGGUGCUUGGAUAGCAACAUAUGUUGCUCCAAAACCUGUAUGUACCUUUCAGCAUUAAUGGCGCCUUCACAGAUGUGUAAGUUACCCAUGUCUUGGGCACUAAUACACCCCCAUACCAUCACACAUGCUGCCUUUUCAACUUUGCGCCUAUAACAAUCCGGAUGGUUCUUUUCCUCUUUGGUCCGGAUGACACGAUGUCGAAUAUUUCCAAAACAAUUUCAAAUGUGGACUCGUCAGACCACAGAACACUUUUCCACUUUGUAUCAGUCCAUCUUCGAUGAGCUCAGGCCCAGCGAAGCCGACGGCGUUUCUGGGUGUUGUUGAUAAACGGUUUUCGCCUUGCAUAGGAGAGUUUUAA